AUGUCAGGAGAGGAGCAGAGCUUGUCUGAAGUGGAGAUGAGUCCGGGGGGCUCGGACGACGGCCGUUCGCUGUCGCCGGGACACUCGUCCGGGGCGGCGGGGGGGCGGGACUCGCCUCUGGCCGGGCCGCCGGGGCAGGUGUCCGGAAUGGGCGAGGAGGCGGGCGGGGCCGCCGGCGGCAUAGCGGUGAAGUCGGACGACGAGGACGAGCGUUUCCCCAUCGGCAUCCGCGAGGCGGUCAGCCAGGUGCUCAACGGCUACGACUGGACCCUGGUGCCCAUGCCCGUCCGCGUCAACUCGGGCAACAAGAGCAAGCCCCACGUGAAGAGGCCCAUGAACGCCUUCAUGGUGUGGGCGCAGGCCGCGCGCCGAAAGCUGGCCGACCAGUACCCGCACCUGCAUAACGCGGAGCUCAGCAAGACCCUGGGCAAACUCUGGAGGCUCCUGAACGAGAACGACAAGCGGCCGUUCAUCGAGGAGGCGGAGCGGCUGCGGAAGCAGCACAAGAAGGACUACCCCGAGUACAAGUACCAGCCGCGCCGCCGCAAGAACGGCAAGCCCGGCUCGGGCUCCGAGGCCGACGGCCACUCCGAGGGGGAGGUCAGCCACAGCCAGGCGCACUUCAAGAGCCUGCAUCUGGACGUGGGCCACGCCGGGGCGGCCGGGUCGCCGCUGGCCGACGGACACCACCCGCACGCCCACCCGCACCCCGCAGGCCAGAGUCACAGUCCCCCGACUCCACCCACCACCCCAAAAACCGAGCUGCAGUCCGGGAAGUCCGUGGACGGGAAGAGAGACGGUGGAGGGGGGUCCCGCGGAGGGCUGGUGGGCGGAGGGGAGGGGGGAUCCGGGUCCGGGACAGGAGGAAAGCCCCACAUAGAUUUUGGCAACAUGGACAUCGGCGAGAUCAGCCACGAGGUGAUGGCCAACAUGGAGCCGUUCGACGUGAACGAGUUCGACCAGUACCUGCCGCCCAACGGGCACCCGGGCGGGGCGGGAGCGGCGGGGUCCUCCGCCUCGCCCUACGCCUACGGCAUCUCCUCGGCCCUGGCGGCGGCCAGCGGACACUCCGCCACCUGGCUGUCCAAGCAGCCGUCGCACCAGUCCUCCACCCUGACCUCCGACGGCUCCAAGGCCCAGAUCAAGAGCGAGGGCGGGGCGGGCGCCGGGGCCCACUUCUCGGAGACGCCCUCGGGCGGGGCGCACGUCACCUACACCCCGCUCAGCCUGCCCCAUUACGGCUCGGCCUUCCCGGCGCUGGCCUCCAGGGCCCAGUUCGACUACGCCGAACACCAGCCCUCCAGCUCCUACUACAGCCACCCCGGCCAGCCCGCCGGCCUCUACUCCGCCUUCUCCUACAUGGGCCCCGCGCAGCGGCCCCUGUACACCGCCAUCGCCGACCCCGCCAGCGUGCCACAGUCUCACAGCCCGCCUCACUGGGAACAGCCCGUCUACACCACCCUGUCCCGCCCCUGAGGCAGGUUGAGCCUCACUUCAGAGUCCCAGAUUUUGGGGGGGGGGGGGGUUGAGGUUGGGUCGUGGGAUGUCGUGCCUCAGCGUGGAUGAAACAUGCGUAACAGUCCCGUUUUGGGAGACAGACUGGGAGGUGUUAAAAGAGUUCUACGGUACAAAGCUUGAAGGGUUUUUAGGUCAAUAUGGUGCAACCCGUGACCCUUGUCCAUGUGGAGCAGAGGCUUGCCGUCCUGUGAAUCUUCUCGGCGAAAGGGGAGUAUGAAAAAACAAGACAAAAAUUUUUUGAAAUUGAGCAUGAGCAAUAAUUAAGAAAGGAUGGUCUUCCAUCAUAUCGUCAGACAGGAAGAAAGAGGAAAUCACAGGAGCAUGUUGUGAUGUUUAAAGAAAGAUUCAGCACAUCUUCGCCUGCCUACACAUUGUGUGUAGCAAUAUUAUUCCCAAUAUCUUCUAGUGCCACAGGUUAUGUACUUACAGUACGGGUGAAUCCUCAAUUAGAAAUAUAUUUAUAAAUACCGGUAUGUUUUUGUCAGAACAGUGACAGUAGUAAACACCACCAAAAAUGUGUUGAGGCCAAAAAACAAACAGAAAUUACUUUUCAGUAAAUACAGCACAAGAUGUUUUCUACAGAUAUUAGCACAAGGUAGUUUGAAAUGAAAUAAACACAUUUUUCCAUGUAUUCAUAUUGCACCGGAUAUGUUGUACAUAAAUAUGUUGCAAUUUGAUGGAUAUACAUUUCCCAGCACCAACAUCAGACUUCAGUGUUAACUGCUGGUUUCCUAGCAAUACGCAUUGUUUGAGGAAGGAAAUUCAAAGGUUACAAAAAUUAAUACAUUCAUGAAUUGUUAUAUAUAAAUAAUUAUUUUCUAUUAACCAAAAUGAAGGCUAUUUUUUUGUUACCAUAAAACAAUAUAUCACUAUUGUUGUCAUCAAUGUUGUUAUUAUUAUUAUUAUUAUUAUUAUUACUAUUAUUAUCACCCUUGUCAUCUGUGUUGUUUUUGUUGUUGCCAUUAUUACACUGAAAAGCCUGCGUCACUGCCCUUUUGGAAAUAUUUUUGAUUGACUUUUGAAAUGUACAUAUUUAGUGUAAAGUAUUUGCUCUUUAGCCUUUUUCAGCAGCUUUCGUGCAAACUUCAAAGAACCAUAUUCUGUAUCUCGAAAGGUAGUCCGCCCGGGUGCCAGGUAUAAUAUGAACCGGAUGCACAAGUUCCUGAGCGAGUGGGUCAGCCAGCAUUUAAGUGCCUUUUGGUGCCAAGUGGUGCCAGGUAUACAUUUUGUGUGUUGUACCACAUGCCUUAACAAUUCACAUACAUCUCCUCAGCAUUAGCAGCCCGCGAGUACUGCGUCUCUGACCUGUGCACAUUUACACAGCCAUUAGCGUGCCAGUUUCACAGGGCUUACCGUAGUUCCUGCCAAAAUCCACAUUACGAUUUUCGUAUUCAUCGACAAGCGGCUCGUUUUAGGGAUUGCCAAGCGUUGUUUCUCACUGUACGUACAGAAUACGAAGCUUAUGACAGAGAUUAUAAUGUAAUCGGUUGGGAAAUGCACUCCGCGACACGCCGUGACUUGCCUUGUGUAUCGGUCUCGGAGCGGGAAAAGUGGAAUACCGCAGGUUCCCACUAUCUCACAGCGACUCUGGACUCAAAUCUGGGAAGCUUCCUCUCCCACCACAGGCCUGCCCCCCCCCCCCCCCACAAUGUGAAGCACACCAUGAAAUAUUCAUCAUCGUUCAAACGCAUGUGAUUUAUACACAGUAUACCUUUUUAUAAUAAGAGCCUUCCAUCAUUCUAUUAAUUUAAACAAUUUCUAUGUUACCUUGUUAAAAAUAUGCUUGCUUUCCUGUCCAGCCAUGUUUUGGAUAUAUAUUUUUUUGGCAUCGUAGUUUGCAGAUUUUUUUUUAUAUUGUAGUUGCGUUUCCAACUUAUAUUACUUUAGUCCAUUUUUACAACAGAAAAUGUAAGACCUGCUACCAUUGUUAAAAUUUGUAUUGUUAAAUAUUAAAAAUACUGUAAUUAUUUAUAUUUGCUGAUACUGUGUUCUUACCCCCUGUCCUCUGACAUGUUGCAAACACUUGACUGUUGUUUUUGUUCUUAAUUUACUUUCAUGGUUACUGUUGUCAGCGGAAACCAAACCAGCUGUAGAUAUCAGCAUGAUUGAGACCCGCAUGACAUGGUGGCUAAUUAACUUCUCUCAGACUAAAUAAAUACAUUUCUGUUUUCACA
Conger conger (European conger) is the source of this 3692-nucleotide messenger RNA. RefSeq names its product transcription factor Sox-10-like. Gene Ontology annotation, biological process: neural crest cell migration; enteric nervous system development; negative regulation of transcription by RNA polymerase II. The transcript has 3 exons. Gene Ontology annotation, cellular component: nucleus. Lineage: Eukaryota; Metazoa; Chordata; Actinopteri; Anguilliformes; Congridae. Bases 1 to 1476 code for a protein of 491 amino acids. The record is from RefSeq and is a predicted model, not a curated record. Gene Ontology annotation, molecular function: RNA polymerase II cis-regulatory region sequence-specific DNA binding; DNA-binding transcription factor activity, RNA polymerase II-specific.